AUGUCCUCUACUCUCUCUCCUCAAAGCCGACUCUUCACGCCCAUGCGCAUCGGGCCCGUGACUCUCUCGCACCGAGUCGUCAUGGCACCAUUGACCCGUCUGCGCUGCGACGAAUCGCACGUCCCGCUCCCCAUCGCGGAAACAUACUAUUCGCAGCGCGCCUCCGUCCCAGGAACGCUACUGAUCGCCGAAGCGACGAUGAUCUCACCGGCUGCGUCCGGAGUCCCGCAUGGCCCGGGGAUCUGGAGUCCCGAGCAGAUCCAGAGCUGGAAACGGAUCACCGACGCCGUGCACGCCAAAGGAAGUUUCAUCUUCAUCCAGUUUGUCGCACCAGGGCGCGCAGCGCACGCGGAGACCCUGAAGCGAGACUCCGGAAAAGAGGUUGGUGCGCCGAGCGCGAUCCCGAUGGAAGAGGGCGCCCAGGUCCCGGUUGAGUUGACAGAGGAUGAGAUCGAGGACCUGAUUGCCGAUUUUGCGACCGCGGGAAAGAACGCCAUGCAGGCUGGAUUCGAUGGCGUGGAGGUCCACGGCGCCAAUGGGUACCUGGUUGAUGAGUUCACGCAGGACGUGAGCAACCAGCGGACGGACGGCUGGGGAGGAAGCAUCGAGAAGCGCGCGCGGUUCGGGAUUGAGAUUGCGAAGGCGCUCAGCGAGGCGAUUGGGUCGGAGCGCGUGGGAUUCCGAAUCAGUCCGUGGAAUACGUGGCAGGGGAUGAAGAUGGCGGAGCCGGUGGCGCAGUUCUCGUACCUGGUGCGGGAGCUGAGGGAGUUGAAGCUGGGAUAUCUGCACAUCAUCGAGUCGCGGGUUGUGAACAAUGUAGACUGCGAGAAGAGCGAAGGCAUCGAGCCGUUCCUGGAGGUUUGGGGACGCGAUGCACCGGUUCUGGUGGCGGGAGGAUAUAACGCGAAGAACGCGGGCGAUAUUGACCACGUCUAUCAGGACAAUGAUGUGGCGGUCGUGUUUGGACGCCAUUUCCUGGCCAACCCUGAUCUUCCGUUCCGCUUGAAGAAUGGCAUUCCCUUGCAGAAGUAUCACCGGGAUACUUUCUAUACUCCGGUGCAGGCCGAGGGAUAUCUGGAUUAUCCCUUUAGUGCGGAGUUUGAGGCGACCUUGAAGAACUGA
Molecule: messenger RNA, 1122 nt
Organism: Aspergillus steynii IBT 23096
Lineage: Eukaryota; Fungi; Ascomycota; Eurotiomycetes; Eurotiales; Aspergillaceae
Product: alkene reductase
Exons: 1
Coding region: 1-1122 (373 amino acids)
Molecular function (GO): NADPH dehydrogenase activity; FMN binding
Source: RefSeq, a predicted model, not a curated record